AUGGGAGAUUUCGGCUGGGCCACCUUCUCCAAAGCCUCCACCUUCGAGGCUGCCAGCAGCGGAUUGCAGGUCUCUCCUUGUGCCCUGGCGCUGUCGACCAGCGCCAACGCCUGCCUCUCCGAGACCGGCGUCUGGGGGGCGCCAGUGCCGCUGGGCGCGGCGGUCGUCGCCGGGGGCCUGGGUGUCCUGCUCGGCGUCCUCGCGCGGCAGGAGCAGCUGGCGCCCGUCGUGGACGCGCCCGUGCAGGCAGGGGACGUAGUGUUCCUCGACUACGGGGAGGCAGAGGAACCGUGGCAUGAGAGGCUGAUCCUCGCGUCUUUGGGCGGGGCGAGGUACCUGGUGCUGACCCCCGACGAGGACAUGUACGAGGAGGAGAUCGACACGCGCAGCGUGGCCGACUUCCGGCAGCCGGUCUACCGCUUCACGGAGCGGCCGCGCGGCGCUGCCUUGCAGUCGUGGAUCGACGCGGCGGAGGAGCAGGCCGUGGAGCUGCGCGCGGCGCGGGGGCUCGCCGAGGAGCCUGAGCGGGGCGCGGUGUACUCGCUCCCAGACUCGCUCGACACGCCGUCGGAGGACUUCGUGGCGUUCGGGCAGCACGGGCUCUACGACCUGGGCCGUCGCGGCAGGUCGGCGGUCCUGGUCAGGCUGGCGCCGGGCGAGACCGCGGACGAGGCCUUGCGGACCUUCGUGGCGUCCGCGGUGCCGGACGCCGUCGGGGGGACGCGGACGCCGCCACCCGCCGAGGACGCCCGCGCGCUGGCCAUCAAGCGGGACGCGGCCGGCCGCCGCUUUCGGGAUCUGAAGAGUGUGGCGGACUCGUCGGAGCAGUGUGAGUUCGAGGACUGGGCGCUGUCGGGCCCCCGCACUGCCUCGUACGUGGUGAAGGAGAUUGCCAAGCAAAGCGGGGGCCCGGUCCAGCGUCACACCACGUGGAAGCACGAGAACAAGCUUAACGAUGACGAGCAUAGCGUGGUGGCCCACGAGAUGCCGUCGGAGAUUUUGGAGUUGGCUUGCACCUACGACCAGGUCGACGUGGCCAACCUGGCGAGCAUGGAGGCGCUCGCGAGGCACCUGCAGUUCCUGGAGCACAAGGUCAAGAAGAAGAAGGAGACGAUCAAGGAUUUCGACUCCCAGGACUACUACCUGGGGCGCACCAGGAGGACGGGCGGGGCUAUCAUCCGCCCGGAGCUGCUGAAGUGGGUCGCGGAGUCCGCGGCCCGGGAUUCGGCCAUCUUGAAGGAGGAGCGCAAAGCUGCGGAGGAGCCGCUGGAGCGCAUGGUGCCGAGGGAUCUGCUGCCCUUGCCCUUGGUGCCCGUGCCGCCGGCUCGGGGCGCGCGGGCGUUGCCGCGCCGCUCCGCCCAGAGGAUCGGCCGCAGGUCUGCUGUGGGCCGCGGUGUGAACGAUUGCAUCGCCGCCCUGAACAACUUGUACGGGGAGGGCGACUUUUGCUCGAAGGCCCGUCCUUCGGAGGCACAAUUUUCUGCUGUGGACAUGCUCUGGCAGGCCGUGUCGGGCGACAAGCCGCCAGACGACGCCCCCAGCCCCGAGGCAGCCCUCGUGGAGUUGCUCGGCAUGGGUAGUCUGGGCUAUGGCCCCGACGGCCCCACUGUGGUUGCGCCGUAUGAUCGCGGCCUGGUUUCGUGGCCUGAGUCGGCGGGCUGUGUCAGCUUGCUGGAGGUGCUGCCGGAGCCAGACCGCCAGGAGGUGAUCGACGGUAAGAAUUCGAUGAUGCUUCGCGCUGAAGAGGUUCGCCCAGGCGCCACCAAGGUGUACUGGGAUAAGACCUUGCAAUCCGACGCAGACGAGUACCAGCGGUUCGUGCAGGACCUGCUGGCCCGCGACAUGGUGGAGCUGCGGACUCGUCGCGAUUUUGAAGUGGGAGUCUUCUUUGUGAAGAAGAAGUCGGGCCGCCUGAGGCUCAUUGUGGACGCUCGGGCUGUCAACCAGGCGCUGAAGCGGCCGCCGACGAUUCACAUGGCGUCCACCGCGGCGCUAGUGAACAUGGAGGUCGAGGACGGCGCCCAGCUGGAGUUCUCGAUCCAGGACAUCGCGGACUGCUUCUACCAGUUCCGCGCGCCGGACUACAUGGUGCCGUGGUUCGGCAUGCGCCCGCUCAGAGCGAGGCAGCUGGGCGUGAUGGUGGUCGACGGCCUCGCGGUCUCAGAGGGGGCGUGGGUCUGCCCGUGCCUGCGGGUGCUGCCCAUGGGCUUCGCGUGGGCCAUGCGCUGGACGCAGCAGGCGCACCGCGAGCUGCUGCGGCGGGGAGGUCUCGGUGGCAUCGAGAGCGAGCUGGUGGACAGGCAGAUCGCUCCGAGCGUGGACUCUCCUCAGGUGCCGAGGGUCGUCUACGUGGACAACGAGAUCUUCGUCUCGUCGCGACCGGGCGCCACCCGGGGUGCGAGGAGGCAGGCAGCCAAGGUGAUGACCGAGGCCGGGCUGCCACUGCACGAGGUCGAGGAGAGCAAGACGGUCGUGGAGGCGCUGGGCCUGGAGCUGGACGGCCUCAAGCUGCGGGCGCGGCUGGCGCGGGCCAAGCGCUGGAGGCUCGGGCUGGGCACCCAGGCGCUCCUGCGGCGCCGGCGCGUGGCUGGCCGGGAGGUCGAGCAGAUGAUCGGCCACUUCGCGCAUGCCAUGCUGCUGAAUCGCCCCGCUUUGUGCGUCUUCCGGUCGGCCUACGACUUCGCCCGGAAGCACUACAGGGUGCCCGUGCCGCUCUGGCCCUCGGUGCGGCAGGAGCUGGCCAACGCGCUGCACCUCAUGCCGCUGCUGGCCGUCCAGUUCGAUCUGCCGUGGUCCGGGCGCGUCACCUGCUCCGAUGCCACGCUGCGCGGCUAUGCGGUGCAGGAGGCCGACAUGGAGCCGCCAGCCGUGCGGGAGGUCGGGCGCUGGAGUGAGCGCUGGCGCUUUCGCAUCCAGUCAGCCUUGCGCCCGCGCGAGGUUUACAUCAUGUACACCCAGCUCUGCCUCUACGGGUUCCUGAAGGCCUCAGUGGUGCCCCUCGUCGUCAAGUGCUUCGGGAUCUACCUCUGGCUGGGGCCCAUGGGGCUGCUGGGGCCGCUGCUGAGGGCUACUUGGGCGAGGAGUCAGGGCCGAGCGGUGUCAUUUCCGGUGCUGGUUCUGCUCAGAAAGUGGGCCGCCUUGUCGCUGGCCUCCUUCUCUCGCACCAGCGUGCGCUGGGUGGCCAGCGAGCUCAACCCAGCUGAUGGGCCUAGCCGAUGGUUCGACUCGCCUGCUGAGAAGGCGGCCGCUGCUGCGCUGGGCGCCUGGCGACGCCGGCCCGCUGCGUUCGCGCGAGCGAUCGAGGCGGCGAGGGCGCGGUCGGUCGGGACUGGUGGACUCACGACGCUGGAGCAGGAGAGCAUCACCCAGAAGACGAGGCAGGACUACUCGAGGAGGCUGGAGCGGUUCGACGUCUUCUGCAAGACCCACGGACUCACCACGGCGAGCGACGUCGAGCUGGAGGAGGCCGUGGUGGAGUACAUGGAGCUGCAGUUCAGCCGGGGGGAGCCGUCGAACAGCGGGGCCAAGCUGCUGGCCGCGAUAGGGCAUCGCGACCCAAGGCUGCACCACGCGGGCAGGCUGCUGAAGCUGCCCCGCGUGGCGAGGGCGCUGCAGGGCUGGCGGAGGCUGGUGCCGCCGCUGACGCGGGCGCCCGCGCCUUGGGCGGCGGUGGCGGCCAUCGCGGUGGCCCUGAUCUACCUCGGCCAGCGACGCGCGGCCCUCGGCGUGGUGCUCGAGGCGGACGCCUACCUGCGCCCAGGGGAGCUGCUGACCCUCAGGGCGGACCACGUGGUGCCGGCGCAGCCGCAUGCCGGGGGGGGCUACUGCUUCACGUCCCUGGUGCUGAGGCCCGAGGAGGAGCUGCAGUCCACCAAGACCAGGGGCUUCAACGACUCGAUCCUGCUCGACAGCCCCGCAAGGUCUUUUCUCGGGCCCCUGCUGGAGCAGGUCGCAUUCCAGUCGCAGCCGAUGGAGCUCCUCUUUCCGUGGUCGGGCGCGGCCUUCAAUGCCAUGUUCAAGGAGGCAGCCGCGCUCGUCGGGCUCGAGAGCUGGGAGUUGACGCCGUACAUCCUUCGCCACUCCGGGCCGUCUCACGAUUGGCUCACCAAGGCAAGGAGCUUGGAGGCCAUCAAGCGCCGGGGCCGCUGGGCGUCCGACCUCAGCGUCAGGCGCUACGAGAAGGGCUCCAGGGUGAUGCGCCGCCUGGCCUCGCUCGACCGCGGCCGGCAGCUGCUGCUGGCCGAGGCCGACCGGAUGCUCGAGGGCGCCCUGAAGGACGGGCGCAUCAACGGCUUCGCGCGGCUGCUCCAG
Prorocentrum cordatum is the source of this 4311-nucleotide messenger RNA. The record is from the annotation of a GenBank genome assembly. Lineage: Eukaryota; Dinophyceae; Prorocentrales; Prorocentraceae.